UUCCUGCACUGUGGAGUCCUGAAACGUCCAGCGGAGGUCAUUUUAAACACACAUGGAAACUGAAGUGUGCGUGUGUGUUUGCGUGCAGGUGGCUGUGUCUGUAUCGCAACAAUGACUCCACGUCACACAAAAGGGCUGAACCUGCUAUAAAAUAUGGGCUGUGAUCCGUCGCCCCCCCAUCUCGCCCUUUCUCUAGCUCUCUCUCACUCAGGAGCUCAGCAAGGAUGUGGACUGGUCUCAGCCUGCCGCAGCUCUGCGCACAUUACUGACGACAAGGACCGUUUCCCAACACUCACAGAAGAAUCUGUUCCCAUCAUGACCAGGAAGGUGUUUACCAACACCAGGGAGCGCUGGCGGCAGCACAACGUCAACAACGCCUUUGCCGAGCUGCGUAAGCUGAUCCCGACUCAUCCUCCAGAUAAGAAGCUGAGCAAGAACGAGAUCCUACGUCAGGCCAUGCGUUAUAUCAACUUCCUGGUGCAGCUGCUAGAGACUCAGACCAGACAGCCGGUUGGCCACUCCCAAACAGCGCUGCUGAACCUCCUGCGAGGCAACAUGGAGCAACUCAACCCAACAACGCACCUCUGGAACAGUGACACAGAGGCCACUUCGCCAGGCUCCAGCUGCGAGAGCUCGGAGGCCUGGUAGAUGCAACCAUUUUGGUCUUCAAUUGUCUCUCAUGGCAUCUUCACAGAGAACAUUGGGAUGCUUGCGGAAGAAACCUGGAGUCCUGAUGUUGACAUUGCCAGCAGUUGUGUUCUGCAUGGAUGUACCGCCAUGUUCGUAAUCCUUGUUUGGAGAGAUCUAUAAGUUUUGGCAGUAAGAUGCUCUCUGCGGACAAGUGCUGAGGGAAUAAGUGAUGUGACAAGGCCUCGCUGGGUAGCUGUCAGCACUUUUGUGUUUGCUCGAGGUGAGAGAUGACUUGUUCAUCAGUGUUUAUAAAUCACCAAGUCAAUUGGCCUUGGUUCUAGUCUUCUCACUAAAACAAGAUUAAUUUAUUGAUCUGAAGGUAACAUUCCGAGCGUCUUCUGGAGGAGUCUCUCUUGGCUGGCUCAGCUUAUAUCUCGAAGAACGCUCAGUCUCUGCUGGCUCUGCUCUGGCUUCACCAUAGUCCUCAUGACGGAAGACUGUGUAGAGCCACUUCCCAAAUUUGCCACAGAAAAUGGUUUGCCCAUCCUGAGACUGGCUCAAACCUCCACAAUGAACCGUCAUCAAUCCAGGUUUGAUUCAGUGUGACUUUCAUGUCCUUCCUCCAAGUCGGACAUGGAUGUCCAUCAACAUUCAUUUGACUUGUCGGAAACUAACCCUGUGCAUAUCAGAAUGACUGCCAGUAAGAUGAGUACACUAUUGGCUUGGGAUGCUCGUGAGAGUCUAAAUUGAAGUUUGGGUGAAUGUUGGUUCAGCUCACCAUAUGAAAGCUCAAAAGUCAAUGACAGAUCAUGACCUCAUUCAGUCGUCUCCCUGGAAUUGUCACAUCAGAGCCAAAGAAGGUGGUUGUUCCCUAUGGCGAGAUUCUCCUGGUACCUCUCUAAGUUAUUUUGCUUGU
Messenger RNA from Synchiropus splendidus (mandarinfish), 1546 nucleotides. RefSeq names its product T-cell acute lymphocytic leukemia 2 (gene tal2). The transcript has 2 exons. NCBI's taxonomy places the organism in Eukaryota, Metazoa, Chordata, Actinopteri, Syngnathiformes, Callionymidae. The coding region runs from base 154 to 648 and encodes 164 amino acids. Gene Ontology annotation, molecular function: DNA-binding transcription factor activity, RNA polymerase II-specific; protein dimerization activity; RNA polymerase II cis-regulatory region sequence-specific DNA binding. Gene Ontology annotation, biological process: regulation of transcription by RNA polymerase II. The record is from RefSeq and is a predicted model, not a curated record.